AUGGGCGAUCGAGAUUUCCAACAAACACUUGGUGAUUUGUUAGAAACUAAAAGCAAAUGCAUGAAAGAUUCAUCCAAAAAUCUUUCGUGGAAGAAAGUUAUGGAAGCUCAAGUCAAGAAAACAUGGUUAGGAGGUUGGAAAACGAAGAUCAGAAGAUGCCCCACAAGGAAUAAUACUUUAAAGAUGAGGAAGAGACAGAGGGUGAGGCGGGCGGGAAGUCACCGAGGAUCAAGAAGGGCCACCACGAUGGUGAUAGAACGCAAGGUUCGAACGUUGAAGAAACUGAUCCCAAACGGGGAAUCAUCGAUCGGUUUGGAUGGGCUGUUUAUAGAGACUGCAGAAUACAUAACGAAUUUACAAAGGAGAGUGAGAAUCAUGCAAGCCGUGGUAGAUGCAUUGUCCUGUGCCGAGUGA
Molecule: messenger RNA, 414 nt
Organism: Lactuca virosa
Lineage: Eukaryota; Viridiplantae; Streptophyta; Magnoliopsida; Asterales; Asteraceae
Source: the annotation of a GenBank genome assembly